Molecule: messenger RNA, 420 nt
Organism: Blepharisma stoltei
Lineage: Eukaryota; Ciliophora; Heterotrichea; Heterotrichida; Blepharismidae
Source: the annotation of a GenBank genome assembly
AUGGAUGCGACAACUUACAAGUGUUAUUACAUUUGGUGUGAUAAAUCCUUCAAUAGUAAGUACAAUUUGAAGAGGCAUAUCAAUGCUCUUCAUCUCGGGAUCAAAAGAUUCGAAUGCAAUAUGUGCGGAAAAAAGCUGGUCAGUAAGCAAAAUCUAUCUGAGCACUUGUACACCCAUACAGGUGCCAAGCCCUUCAAAUGCAAUUUCCCAGGAUGCGAGAAAGUUUACCGGCAGUCGUCUCAGUUGAGCUAUCAUAAAAGCAGGGUCCAUAUGAAUACUCAUAAAAAGGGUAAAAGCAGUGAAGUCAGUUUUCAAUUUCCUGGUGAAAUUUCAGACAUUGCUCUUCCAAUAAUUAGUUUAGAAAGAAAAAAUAAUCAACUGCAGGCUAAACUGCAGGUGCAUCAUUUACUCUUAAGAUAA